ACGGCAGCCAGACAGACUCCUCCCCGAACAUCGUGCACCUUCCCCCCGCUACGUUAUAAAGCGACCAGCGCCGGCUUGACGCUCCCUGGCCGCUAGUCUUUUCGUUGAUGGUUAGACUCUGCGAGAGGAGGAUGAAGUUCCUUGUGGCAGCCACCAUCAUCGUGGGUUCCGUGAUUUUCCUCGCCUUUCCCGGCGGUUCGUCCGCGGACGGGAAGAAGUUGGGCCCUAAAGUAACCGCUAAGGUCUACUUUGAUAUGAGGAUCGGGGAGGAGGACGUCGGGAGGGUCGUCAUUGGGUUGUUCGGAAAGACCGUCCCCAAAACGGUGGAGAACUUUGUCGCCUUGGCAACUGGAGAGAAAGGAUUUGGCUACAAAGGCAGCAAGUUCCACCGCGUGAUUAAGCAGUUCAUGAUCCAGGGAGGAGACUUCACCAAAGGAGACGGAACUGGAGGCAAGAGCAUCUACGGCGACCGCUUCCCCGACGAGAACUUCAAGCUGAAGCACCACGGCCCCGGCUGGCUCAGCAUGGCCAACGCCGGCAAAGACACCAACGGCUCGCAGUUCUUCAUCACCACCGUGCAGACAACCUGGCUGGACGGCAAACACGUGGUCUUUGGCAAAGUGCUGGAGGGAAUGGAUGUGGUGAGGAAGAUUGAGGACACCAAAACAGACGGCCGCGACAAGCCUCUCAAAGACGUCGUUGUCCACGAUUGCGGCAAGUUGGACGUGGACGUACCUUUCGCUGUGCCCAAAGAAUAGAUGACUUGGAACAGCAGACUGCUUUUGGGGGGUGGGGGGGGGGG
Molecule: messenger RNA, 802 nt
Organism: Entelurus aequoreus (snake pipefish)
Lineage: Eukaryota; Metazoa; Chordata; Actinopteri; Syngnathiformes; Syngnathidae
Gene: ppib
Product: peptidylprolyl isomerase B (cyclophilin B)
Exons: 5
Coding region: 108-758 (216 amino acids)
Biological process (GO): protein folding; protein peptidyl-prolyl isomerization
Cellular component (GO): intracellular membrane-bounded organelle
Molecular function (GO): peptidyl-prolyl cis-trans isomerase activity
Source: RefSeq, a predicted model, not a curated record